AUGGAUGGUGGAGAGGCCAAUGUGCCAUGGGAGACCGACCACGAAGCCCAACCUAGCGGACACACACUCCAAGCUGGCGAACCAGACGAAACUCCGGGGUUACAGACACAGGAACAAUGCCAUGAACCAGAGGGGCAACCAGACCUGGUGGAGGAAGCUGAGGACAUCAUCGACACCCUCCUGGACAACCUGCACCAGCAAGCCCGGGGGGAACACAAUGAAGAGCAAGACCAUGCGACCCUCCUCCAGCACACGAUGGACCUUGAGCACGGCGACGUCAAGGACGACGAGGGGGAAGGCAAGCUCUACGUCCUCCACAACGUCGCCGACGACCCGCAGCAAGGAGACGAGGUGGCCUGGGUCCAAGGAAGAAAAAGAAAGAGGAGCGACAGGGACCCGGAGAACCACACGGACCAUGGCGACGGCAAGAGCGAGGUGGAGACAGAGGACGCGCGUGAAGAAUGCAGGGGGCCGCCCGCCAAUGCGGCCACGAACAUGGACAAGGAGGGGGCCGACGUUGACCUGGAGGAGCAGAGGAGAGUCGAAAACGAGACAGAAGAAGAACGAGCACUACAAGAAGAGUUCGAACAAGACCGAGCACUACACGAAGAAUGGGUCCAGAAAACGAUCGACGACUACUUCGCGGACGUGGAGAAGGAGCAACCGGGGCCGAGCCAACUAAGACCAGGAAGACGACAAGAAGAGGGGGUCAAGCGUCAUGCUGAAGCCGUUACUGCGGCCUUUGACAGAUGGUCGCAAGGCACCGCGGCAGGGGGGGGCCUCGAAAUUGAGGGGGACAGCAUCCGGGAGGUCCUGACCCACAUCCUCAACCUGCACCCGCUGAUGGCAGAGGAUGGGGAGGCGCCUACGCCGCACCUCACCCUCCUAUACCAGAUCCUGGCGACUUGGGCAAGGUCCAAGACGGAGCUAGUCCAGCAAGACACCGAGACCGUGGUGCGCAUCUGGCAGGGGUACCUCGAGGGGCUCCGGGCCGCCAUGGGGUCGAGCCUGGCAGAGACUGCAGCACCAGAUGGCAGACGAACAGACGAGGGAGGCCAACUACGCAUGUUCAACCUGACGGAGGAGGAGGAGGAGCCCGAGCCGGAGGACCAACACGAGCGGGAGGACCAGGACAAGGGGCAUGACGAGAACGCUGAGCAGAAGAACGACGAGGACCUGGACGAGAAUGAGAACCACACCACAGACGAGGAGGUCCUGGAGCUGGAAGAAGGGGGACCACAACCGGAGCCAGCUGAACAACUUGGGAGACACAGUAUAUGGACGGCGCCACCAGGGGGACCGCCACAACCGACAAGACCCCGCAGGGGGGCCAGGCCGUGGCCGAACUGCCUCCUGCGACCGGGACAUCGCCCGCUCAAGCGAGGGGAGACCCUUAACUACGGCAACUUCCUCCAGGAGGUGACGGAAUGGAGACGGCUGGCUGCGCUCCGUGAGGGGCAGAAGGCCACCUUGGGGGCUGCACCGACCUCGACCUCGAUGAGUGCCAUGCCGCCAUCGUCUCGCCACGGGGAGCCGAAGGACCCACAACUGGAGGACCUUCCGCAAGGGGGCCAGGAGGGACUGUGUGACACAACGAUGGCUAUUUCGACCUCUACUCCGGCAUGCUCAACGUCGCCGAAGGACCCACAACUGGAGGACCUUCCGCAAGGGGGCCAGGAGGGGCUGUGUAACACAACGCUGGCUACUUCGACCUCUACUCCGGCAAGCUCAACGUCACCUUUGGGGCCAGGGGCUCCGUGGAACCUUCCGACGGAGGGCCUCUGUCAGGGGGUCCCCGAUACACAGUCGGAUGAGCCACACGCUGACGAUGAAGACCAAGACGAUAAGAAGAAGGAGGAGAAGGAGCAGGAGAAGGAGAAGGAGAAGAGAGAGCCCACCAGGGGGUUUUACAAGCAGAGAGCGCAGUCCGAAGUUCGAAAAGCCAUGGCGGCCGUCUUCCCAGCGAACCAGGUCAUUGUGGUCGGCGGAGGCCUUGCUGGCAUGUCCGCCGCGAACACCGUCGUGGAGCUGGGCGGCCGCACGGUGUUGCUGGACAAGUCCUCCUUCUGCGGCGGAAACAGCACGAAAGCCACCAGUGGCAUCAACGGCGCCGGAACAAAGACGCAGAAGGGCAAGUCAAUCCCAGACAAUGCGGAAAUCUUCAUCGCUGACACCCUGAAGGGCGGCGCCAAGAAGCCGGAGCUUGCCAAGGUCUUGUGCGCCAACAGCGCCGCGGACGUCGAUUGGCUGGUGGACAAGUUUGACCUGGACCUGUCCUUGGUCGCCCGGCUCGGUGGCCAUUCCCAGCCGCGCACGCACCGUGGCAAGGAACGAUUCCCAGGCAUGACCAUCACCUAUGCCCUCAUCCAGAUGCUCGAGAAGGUGGCGGAGAAGACCAACCGGGCCCGCAUCAUCACCAAGGCUGAGGUCUACAAGCUACUCCAGAACGGUUCCAGCGUUGUGGGUUGCGAGUACAAGAAGGCCGGCAAGGUUGUGAAGGAGUUCGGCCCCAUGGUCCUGGCCUCCGGCGGCUUUGGCGCGGACUUCGGCGCUGACUCCCUGCUGGCCACAUACCGACCCGACCUCCUGCACCUGCCGACCACCAACGGCGAGCACUGCACCGGCGACGCGAUCAAGAUGGGGGAGGCCAUCGGAGCUGCCACCAUCGACCUCGAGUGGGUUCAGGUGCACCCGACUGGCCUCGUGAAGCCGGACGACCCAGAUGCCAAGGUCAAGUUCCUGGCCGCCGAGGCCCUGCGCGGUGUUGGCGGCAUCGUCCUUGACGCCAAUGGGGACCGUUUCUGCAACGAGCUGGGCCGCCGCGACUACGUGACCGGUGAGAUGUGGAAGAACAAGCCGCCCUUCCGCCUGUGCCUGAACAAGGCGGCAGCUGACGAGAUCAUUUGGCACGCCAAGCACUACACCGGCCGUGGCGUCAUGAAGUUCUACGCCAGCGGCGAGGACCUCGCCAAGGACAUGGGCGUGCCACUGCAGAAGCUGGUGGAUGCCCACCAGAAGCACUUCGAAGCUGCCAAGAAGCAGGAAAAAGACCCUGAUGGCGGCCCGUUCCCCGCCUACCCAUCCGGCAAGACGUGGGAUGAGCCCAGCGGCAAGACCGGCAGCGGCAAGAAGUUCUUCCACAACAUCAUCGAUGGCUCCAAGGUUCCCAGCGAGCCCUUCUACGUGGCCAUCAUCACCCCCGUGAUCCACUACUGCAUGGGUGGCCUGGAGUGCACGGUGGAUGCCGAGUGCAUUGACAAGAAGGGCAAGGUCAUCCCUGGCCUCUACGUGGCUGGCGAGGCGGCGGGCGGCAUCCACGGCAACAACCGCUUGGGAGGCAACUCCCUGCUGGACUGCGUGGUCUUCGGCCGUGUGGCUGGCAAGGCCGCCUGCAAGUUCACCUUCGGCGCCGGCGAGAAGUUCAAGCCCUGCCCUGUCCCCAAGGAGCUCAAGGCUUCAAGGCCGGGAGGGAUCACGCUGCUGGGCAAUUGCACGCUGCUUUGCGAUGAUGUCACACAGCAAAAGUGCAGCCUCUGUGGGGGCGACUUGGCUCCGCAAUCGGGCUUCAGGACCCUGAACUCUCCAACUUGCAUCGACCUCGACGAGGAUUCGCAGGAACUCGCAGGCCCGCAAGGGGAGGCCAAGCGCAGAAGCUGUCCGGCCUGUACCUUCAUUUGUGAGGAUCCGGCACGGCGGAGCUGUGAGGUCUGUGGUGGCUCACUGCCGCUCGACGAGCCGCCAAGGAAGAGGCCCAAGAGCAGCCCGCCGCUUGCUCCAACUUCACAGGCUUCUUCAGGGCUCGCAACUUUCUUUAAGAAGAAGGUUCCGGAAUGCAACGAAGAGCCACCCUUGCCACCGCCACCGGAGCCGCCUCCCGGGGCUUCUGGGGGCCCGGCGGAAGUUGGCGUACGCACAGAGAAGGCAGCGUGGUCGGCCAGUGCCACUGCUGCCGCCCUGGCCACUGGCUGUGCCGAGUUCCGGCCGGAAAGCGCUGCGGGAUGUUGGAGCAAGAAAGGCGCAGCUGUGCCGUAUCGCCACCUGGCUGCGGCCCUCGAUGCACUGGAAGCCACCCGGAGCCGCCUGACUAAGGAUGCCAUCCUCACCAAUGCCUUCCGAGUCAUGUUGGCCAUGUCCGCACCUGCUGAGGAGGUAGAAGCUGCCUGCUACCUCUUUGCACCCGCCAAAGAUGCGCAAGCUGGCGGCCACAGGUUGCGGCCGGAUUGGGUGGAAGGAGGGCGGCCUCUUAGCAUCCCACACAAAUCCAUCACGGCUUCCCUUUUGGAGGCAACUGGUGCCUCGAAGGCUGAUCUGAACCGCCUAUACCACGAACUCCAUGAGACUGGCGAAGUCGCCUUGGCAUUGCGGGAGCGCGGUGGCAAGCAGCGGCUGCUGCGUGCGGGCACCGUGCGGCGCACGCUGCUGAGCCUCGCGGAGUUGCAGGGCACAGGUGUCGAGAAGGCGAAAACAACCCGACUGGUCGGCUUGCUUCGAGCAGCGGAAGGAACUGAGCUCAAGUGGCUGGUCCGUACAUUUCUUCCACACAUGGCAGCGGGUGUCUCGCUGGAGUCAUCCGUGCUCCCAGCACUGGGCGCUGCUGCUGCCAUGGCUGCAGGUAGGGUGUUGAGUAUGUGUUGA
Messenger RNA from Symbiodinium natans, 4635 nucleotides. Lineage: Eukaryota; Dinophyceae; Suessiales; Symbiodiniaceae. The record is from the annotation of a GenBank genome assembly.